AGAACAAGUAUUCUGUCUACGUCUGUGCGCGUGCGGUGCGUAUCGUCCCUUCUUCACCUGACGCUUCUCCGUCUUCCCAGGUGAUACCGCGCACUACCCGGACACGCUUCAAACCGACUCCUCAACUUUUACAGCGAAAGAACCGCGGUGUUUGGACUUUGCUUGGCACGACCUGUCCUGCUUCAGAGACGUGGAGAGUGGACAUGUAUUUUUCCUCCUUGUUGAUGUUGUGUACGGGCGUAAAAGCGAGAGAAGACUUGGUUCGACCGUAAGCGUCACCCUCACCUUCCUCUAGUGCUCUCCUCUCAUCUUUUCAACUUCGACCUUCUCAAGAUGGAACUAUCUCCUGCAAAGAAGCUGGUUCUCUGACGCCUCUCUGUUCUGGAACUUUCUGUCCCCACAUAUGGACACAUAGCUAGGAUUUAGCAGCUACCUGUGAGCCCUCUCCCAGAUGUUUAUGGAAGCUCCAGUGAAGUCGCUCCAUCAGAAGUGAGAGGGUAGAGCCAUGGGGAAGGAGCAGGACCUUCUAGGGGCUGUCAAGAGUGGGGACCUGCUGCUGGCCCACAAGCUCCUGGCCAAAGUCAAGGGCAACAAAGCAAAGCUGCUGGGUUCCACCAAGAGGCUGAACGUCAACUACCAGGAUCCAGACGGAUUCUCCGCCCUGCACCAUGCCGCUCUGACAGGGACCACUGAGCUCCUGUCCCUACUACUGGACGCCCAGGCCACGGUGGACAUCAAGGACAUCAAUGGCAUGCGCCCUCUCCACUACGCCGCUUGGCAGGGCAAAUCUGACUCUGUCCUCCUGCUCCUCCGCUCGGGCGCUUCGGUCAACUCCCCCUCACUGGACGGGCAGAUCCCCUUACACCUGUCUGCACAAUAUGGACACUACGAGGUGUCGGAGAUGUUACUGCAGCACCAGUCCAACCCUUGUCUGCGCAACAAGGCCAAGAAGACACCACUGGACCUAGCCUGUGAAUUUGGACGAUUAAAGGUGUCACAGUUAUUACUCAGCAGUAACAUGGUGACUGCUCUGCUGGAGGGUGAAGGCGGCCAUGACAGUUCAGAGCCCCCGUCCACCACGCCCCUCCACCUGGCAGCACGCAACGGACACAAGGAUGUCAUCAAGUUGCUGCUCAAAGCUGGUAUCGACAUCAACAGAGCCACAAAAGCAGGCACGUCACUGCAUGAGGCCGCCCUCUACGGGAAGACAGAGGUGGUGCGGCUGCUGCUUGAUGCAGGCAUCAACGUCAACAUGCGCAACACUUACAACCAGACAGCUCUGGAUAUCGUCAACCAAUUCACAACGUCUACAGCCAGCAGGGAGAUCAAGCAGCUGCUCAGGGAGGCGUCCAGCUCUCUCCAGGUGCGAGCUGUGAAGGACUACUGGAACCUCCACGAUCCCACGGCCCUUAACCUCAGAGCGGGGGACAUUGUUUUGGUGCUGGAGCAGCCCUCAGACGGCCGCUGGAAAGGUCACAUCCAUGAUCCCCAGCGUGGGACAGACCGGGUGGGCUUCUUCCCUCCAUCUGUGGUGGAGGUCCUGAGCAAGAGAACAGGGGCCACUCUCUCCCACCAAGCCUCCUUGUCCUGCCAGAGACCCCCAUCCUGCAGAGCUCAUCCCACCUCCGGCCCUGGCCCCGCCCCUCAGACCGAUGACUCAUACCCGGCACCCUGUGAUCCAGCAGGGGACCGGAGCAGUGUGGGCAGUGGGGAGUCUGUGGGCAGUAGUCGCAGUGCGGGUAGUGGACAGAGCACUGAGAGUGGACCCAAGCCCAACGCAGCCCAACGCCACAAUGACACGGCCAAGAUGGCUCCCUCUUCUGGAGAGUCUGGAGACCACAUUCACUUAGCAAAAACAGAUGAAGUGGUAGAGGGAUCGGCAGGUGGGUCCCGGCGCCAGGUCAAUGGCACUCCACAGAAGGGCUUCCUCAGACCUAAGCAGAUCCUGGACGGAAAGGAUGCUGAGGCCAUCUACCAGUGGCUGUGUGAGUUCCAGCUAGAGCAGUACACCACAAACUUCAUCAAUGCCGGGUACGACGUGCCCACCAUCAGCCGCAUGACCCCCGAGGACCUCACAGCCAUCGGAGUGACCAAACCAGGCCACCGCAAGAAGAUCUCCCUGGAGAUCAGCAAGCUGACCAUACCAGAGUGGCUGCCGGACUACAUUCCUUCGGACCUUGGCGAGUGGCUGAGUGUGAUCGGGCUGCCUCAGUACCAGAAGAGGCUGUGUGACAAUGGCUAUGACUCCAUUGGAAUCGUCAAAGACAUCACAUGGGAGGAUCUGCAGGAGAUCGGCAUUACCAAACUGGGUCACCAGAAGAAGUUGAUGCUAGCUGUCAAACGCCUGUGCGAUCUCCAGCGAUCUCGUUGCCAUGGCGACUCCAUCGGGACCCUGCGACGUAAGCCCCCCGCUGCUCUGGAGCUUGUUGCCAUCGAGCACCCGCCCUCCCAUAACCUCUCCCACCAUUCGCACACUGACCCAGCACCAGACGACCUCUGCCCUUCUCCGCGCACUCCCAGGACCCCCAGGACCCUCACGUCAUUCCAGGACAGUGAGCUGAGCGCUGAGCUGCAGACAGCCAUGAAAGGCGGAGCUGGAGGCGGGGCUUCUGAAGCGUUCGCUAUAAGGAGUGUGGCUUCUUCCUCUUCUAAGUCUGUGAGCCAGGAGAGUAUCGGCAUGCGCUCGCGGGGGUCUGGGAAUUCCGGCAACUCUGGGAACUCUUGCCAAGAUGUCCAAGAAAACAAACUUUCAGAUGCGUCUAAUAAACCUUUUGCUCCCAUGACUCCGCCUCUUACCCCGAGUAAAAUGCAGCGAUUCGUGUACCCCGCGGUGCCACCAAAAGUUAAACAGACACUUCACCCACCUCCAUCGCCAACGUCCCCCCCUCCAACGCAUAAAAACUUCAGCUAUGUCCCGGGACACGUUCUAUCAAAACCCCUACCUGGAGCUAUACCAAUUCUUUGUCCUCAACAGGUACCGAAUAACUCAAAGAGGCGUGCCCAAAGCCUUACCCGCUACGCCAUGUCUGAUGGAGAACCAGAUGAGGAGGAAGAGGAACACACCGCUCCAAGAACCACGGCUUCGUCUGCCAUCCUGCCGUCAUACGCCACUCUGUCCCGAAGAACCGCAAGGGGGAUUUCCAACGGGACAGCCCAUGUUAGCCGCAGUCAGUCUUUUGCGGUGAGAGGGAAACGCAAAGGACCUCCGCCACCCCCACCUAAAAGAAUGAGCUCUGUCACUGGAAUGUCGAAUGUUCCAAACAGAGCAGAGGAGUCCGGAGGGGUGGAAAUGGAAAGCGCCGGAAGUGUUCGGAGCAUUGCAGCCAGACUGGAGAGCGGGAGCAGCAGUCCGUCUAGAAGAAUCGACAUCCCGCCCACACAAGUUACAAUGUCACCAAAUUUUAGCCCCACCUCCUCACCCAUGCCAUCUCUGCAAGUUUUCCAGUUUCCGAAUUCCAAACCUGUGCCAGUGCUAGGGGUAAGGGGGCUGAGGAGAACCGGGAGUGAAAGGGUGGAAAGCAAUUCGAACGGGUUGUACGAAUUGAAAAUGAAAUCAGAAAGACAAGUCCAAUGUGUGUCGCCAAAGAGAAGCGCCUCACCGAAAAGAAGCUCAGGCAGCCAUCUUCCGUUUGCAGAGGAAGGGAAUCUGACUAUUAAGCAGCGUCCCAGGACAACAGCGCCUCCUUCUCCUGGCGGGCCAUCUCACCCACCAACCAGUCUGGAGUUCAAUCUCAAAGAGUCCGAUACGGUUAAGAGAAGGCACAAACCAAAAGACGUACUCACUCCAGAAGACCCAACCAUACCAAAUCACGAACAGAGCAACAGUUUAUACAGUGUUCAAAAUGGAGUUGAGCCCCCAGGUGAUGAUGAAUCCCAAAGACCGGUGCUGGUUUUCCAAAGAAUAGGAUCCAUGGGAAAGGGACCCAAGCCACCUGUAUCCGCAAAGCCCUCCAGUCCCCGAAAGAACUUGUGUAGCAGUAACAGUAGACCGACCACCCCUCAGAAAGCAGCCUCUCCACUCCUGGUUAGCUCACACACAGCCAUUCCCAGACUGACCAGUGUGCAGAUCCACACGGUGUCUACUGGGGGGCACCAGAGUGUAGCCAGUCCCAAAGCCGUGGUGCUAAAGCCAGACAGUCCACAGAAAGUGCACAGGAUUCUGCAGUCUACGACAGUACCAGGUCCAAAUGUCAGCGUUGUCCAGAGUGUUGCAUUCACCGCCCCGGGCUCCCCUCCGCUGACCUCUUACCCCAGUGCAGUGAGGGUGUCUCCAGCUUACAGGCAGACCCCUGAGGAGCCCCCCAGCCCUGUGGCCUGUCUGGAGGUGCUUGCUCAGAGGCGCCUGGAGGAGACCAGCACUUCCUUGGAGGCCGCACUCAAGGUGGUCGAAAACAAGCUGGCCCAGGGCAACCGUACGGAAGGUGGAGGUAGCACAGUCAAAGCAGCCGGAAACAUUUUGGACGACAUCGGAAAUAUGUUUGACGACCUGGCCGAUCAGCUGGACGCCAUGUUGGAAUGACCUCCCCUCUCCUCACACAAACUUCAUCUGGACACCAUGUUGGAAUUACCUUCUCUCUCCCUGCACUGUAGCUGGAUGCCAUAUUGGAAUUACCUCCUCUCACCCCACACUGUAGCUGGACAUCAUGUUGGAAUGACCUCCUUUCCCACCAUACCCCAGCCGGACACCCAAAGCCAUGUUGAAAUGAUCUCCUCUCUCCCCAUACUCCAGCUGGACGCCAUAUUGGGAUGACCUCCUCUCACCCCGCACUUCAGUUGGAUGCCAUAUUGGAAUUGCCUCCUCAUCCCUCACACUUCAUCUGGACGCCAUGUUGGAAUGACCUCAUCUCACCGCUCCACACUCCAGCCAUACUCCAUGUUGAAAUGAGCUCCUCUUUCCCCAUAUGCCAUAUCUGAAUGAUCUCCUUGUCAUUGCCCCAUUUGGCACCAUAUGCGAUAAAUACUAAAUUCAUGAAAAUUCUGUAUUUGAACACUUAAUAAAUGUUAGAAAACAGAACAGAGCUGAUUUAGGUCUGACUGCAUACGUAAAACUUGGGAGUUUGCCCAACUAGGAUAGAUGAAUGGAUAUUUAAGCUUAAUAAUAUGUAUGGCUACAGCAGACUGAAAAACAUGCUUUAAAGAGUUAAACAGGUAAAAUUAUCAAAGAUAACAAAUCAGACCGGGUGCCAAAUCGGGUAAUGACACUCUUCUUUACCCCAGUACUUCAGCUGGACACCAUGGUGGGAUAACCUCUGACCCCCACAUACACUCCAGCCGGGCGCCAUGUUGGAAUGACUGUCUUGACAGCACUUGGCCUUCGGGAACACACCUGGGACACAAUACAAACUGAACUAGUAUUCUGCAGAGAUGUGAACCAGGACCUACUCUACUGUUCGUGUAAAUGUCCCCAGAUGUAUACAUGGAUGUGCGUAGUGCAACGUCUUUAUACUAUGGAUAUAUUUAUAACUAUAUUUUAUGUUUUCUAACCAGAGUUGAACUGUUUAUUAGCAUUAUUUGUGUAUAUUGCUGCUACGUGUAUUAUUGACGUGUUAACAGUAGUGUAUUCUCAAAGCAAAUGUAUUAUAAGGGAAGCAGCCAUUAUUUAAAGCACUGUUGACUCAGGUGUGGUUCAGACAAGGGGCAAAAAUU
Messenger RNA from Periophthalmus magnuspinnatus, 5646 nucleotides. It is a transcript of the gene caskin2a, whose product is annotated as CASK interacting protein 2. The transcript is spliced from 21 exons. Bases 506 to 4519 code for a protein of 1337 amino acids. Gene Ontology annotation, molecular function: protein binding. The record is from RefSeq and is a predicted model, not a curated record. NCBI's taxonomy places the organism in Eukaryota, Metazoa, Chordata, Actinopteri, Gobiiformes, Gobiidae.